This is a messenger RNA of Anarrhichthys ocellatus (wolf-eel), 3624 nucleotides long. RefSeq names its product netrin-4-like. Gene Ontology annotation, biological process: tissue development; cell migration; axon guidance. The transcript has 10 exons. Gene Ontology annotation, cellular component: laminin trimer. Bases 269 to 2182 code for a protein of 637 amino acids. Gene Ontology annotation, molecular function: protein binding. The record is from RefSeq and is a predicted model, not a curated record. NCBI's taxonomy places the organism in Eukaryota, Metazoa, Chordata, Actinopteri, Perciformes, Anarhichadidae.
CGCGUGGGCUGGAAUAAUUUAAGGAUGAUGAGGGCUCAGACAAUACGAUCUAAGUCUAACGCGGCAUUUCUACCCCAUGACAGACAGGAUUAAGCUCACGUUCGAGUCUCUGGGUUUUCUAAAUUAUUAGUAUUAUUUUCAAGUAAUUAUUUUUUAUCGGAAAGGAACACGUUGACGUCUGGAUAUCCUUAGAUCAAGCUGUUGAGGGCGCGCUCCAAGUUGAAUAUACGACAGGUGACUUCAAGCAGAAGAUAACAACUCCUUCAGGAUGAGACUGUGGACUUUACUUGUCAUUAUCCCGGUGUGCGCAUCAUCUCCUCUGCCAGCCGAAACGUCUAAAUCCAAAGGUCCGGCUGUGGAGAGCCGCUGCUCCGGACGAGCCUGCAACCCCCGCAUGGGCAACUUGGCCCAGGGCAGAAUGCUGGGCACCCAGUCGGUCUGCGGCUCCAACUCCUCGGAGCCCUACUGCGUCUUCAGAGAGACGGCUUCGCCCCGUGGCAGGGAGCCCUGCUCGGCAGCAAAAUGCAGCAAGUGCAACUCUGCUAUCCCCGUCCAGGCGCACCCUCCCUCUGCCAUGAGCGACUCUUCUUUCCGCUACCCAAACACUUGGUGGCAGUCCGCAGAGGGGGUGAAGGAGGAAACGCUCCAGCUCGACUUGGAGACGGAGUUCCUCCUCACCCAUCUCAUCUUGGUGUUUCGCUCCCCGCGCCCGGCUGCCAUGGUGCUGGAGCGCUCCCAAGACCACGGGCACACAUGGAAAGCCCUCAGGCAUUUUGCCAGAGACUGUGAGGAGGCGUUUGGUCCGGCAGAGGGGUCGCCAGUCGGGGAGAGUGGAGCAACCUGCACCUCCAAGUAUUCAGGAGCUUCCCCUUGUACCAGAGGAGAGGUGAUCUAUCGAGCUUUGUCACCCUGGAACUCAGUGGAUCCGUAUGGACCAGCCGCCCAGGACCAGCUCAUGAUCACCAACCUCAGAGUCCGUCUCCUGCAGCGCCAGCAGUGUCCCUGCCAGGCCAAACAUCCUGGUGCUGCUGUCCUCCCUACAGACCACUAUGCCAUCUAUGAUUUUAUUGUCAAAGGCAGUUGCCUUUGCAAUGGACACGCUGACCACUGUGUACCAGCCGUGGGCUACCGACCCAGCCAACAGAAGACCAACAACAUGGUCCAUGGCAAGUGUGUUUGCAGACACAACACAGCCGGUGAGCACUGCGAGCGCUGUGCUCCUCUCUACAAUGACCAACCCUGGCAGGCUGCCAACGGCAUCAUAGGGACGCCACACGAGUGCCAGAAGUGCAAGUGUAAUGGUCACGCCAAGAGCUGUCACUUCAGUCGUGGAUCGUGGUUAGCGACAGGACGGCGGAGUGGAGGUGUGUGUGACGACUGCCACCACAACACAGAGGGCCGUCACUGCCAGAACUGUGAGAGGGGCUUCUUCAGAGACCCCAGCCGACCAAAAACCGCCCCCGACUCCUGCAAAGCCUGUUCCUGCCACCCUGUAGGCUCCGUCCUCUCAGGAGGUAGCACUCUCUGUAACCCUAGCAGUGGGGAGUGCACUUGUAAGCCCGGUGUCGGAGGCCCCCGCUGUGACAACUGCAUGCUGGGAUACUGGGGGCUUCACGAAUACGGCUGCCGUCCAUGUGACUGCACAGGGGACUGUGACCCUUACACCGGUGACUGCAUUUCUGGCUCGGAUGUGGAGGUCUUCUAUACAGCCACCGGCCACAUGGGACACAGCAGCAAUAAUAGUGAGACGGCACUCUUUAGGCUAGAGGAGCUUUUCUCUGCACUGCACCACUCUGAGAAAUGUGAGUGUGUAGAAGUCACACUUGGCAGCCCUAAACUCUUCUGUGCUGCGGAGUAUGACUAUGUGCUGGUGGUGAAGGUAAUGUCAGCUCACGAUAAAGGCUCCCAUGCAGAGGUGGAGGUCAAAGUCAAGAAAGUCUUGCACCAGAACCCCCAGAUGAAGGUCCACAGGGGAAGCGUUACCCUUUACCCAGAGUCCUGGACCACCCAUGGCUGUACCUGUCCCAUCCUCAACCCAGGAUCUGAAUAUGUUGUGGCCGGUCAUGAGGACUGGAAGACCGGCCGACUGAUGAUCAACACCAAGAGCCUGAUUAAAUCGUGGACUUCAACCCUGGGACGUAAAAUCCUCCACAUCCUCAGGAAAGACUGUGGCCGCCGGUAGGGCAUCGGCAAGAACUACAGAGGGAUGGAGAGGUGGAGGAUGAUCUGUGACAUACCGGAGUGUGCAGAAGGAACAGAGGGACUGUUCCAAUUGGGCAUCGCUUUGACACUAAAAUGAAAGCAAAAUCUAAUGCGUGUGUCUCAAGAGGAGUGCACAUCCUCAGGAAACAGCUACAAUGCCACAGUGCUGUGGCAAUAAGCACAUUAUUCACCAGACUACAGUCACUUAAAAGUCAAAAAGAACAAAGCGCGACUUUUAAUCUGAACAAAAACAAAGAUGAUGGUGGAAUUUCAUUCCUGUACUGUAGACUUUCCAGGUUAUUUAUAAACGAUAAGCAAAGCAUGUUAACUCAAUUACACUUUAUUUCCUGGCCAAAGUUCCUUGAUGAGCCAGUCAAGUCCUACUGCAUCAAUUUCACUGAGAGACGUUUACUUUGAAAUCUUGAAAAGGCGCAGAGUAAAUUAUCCUUGUCGUCUCACAGAUAUUGCCGAUAAAUCAUGAAUGAAGUCAACAUUCGAUUGUGUGUGAGCAUGGAUGUGUGCACUUGCUUGAUAUCCUUCGCAGGGAGUCUGGGACUGCAGGUCAGAACAAGCAACUCCUGGACGAGGGGAGAGGAUGACAAAAACAUUACGGGAAUCAAACGGCUUAAUCUGAACAGCUCUGCUCAGCGCCGGCAAACUCGCAAGCCUGCUGUCUGACGAGAGCAAAACACACUCUGCUCCACCAUUGCAGGCCUGGCGUACACUCAACCGGCUCAAACACUUGGGAUUGAGUUUGCUGUCACAGCUGGUUCAGCUACAUGAAUGGGUCAUUGUCAGGUUGCUCCAUUCACAUUCUAUGAGGAUUUUCUGCUGUCCUUGUUCGAACCUGCUUCCUUGUGCGGAGGAAGAGGCUUCUCCAAACCCACGCGUGUGUGUGUGUGUGUGUGUGUGUGUGUGAGUGUGUGUGUGUGUGAGUGUGAGAAAGAGCACACACUCUCUUCACGUAUGCUCCUCUUUUUGGCCUGUGACUCCUGCCGGCUCAAAAUAAACAUGUAUUAAAAGCCAUUGACAUCACCGCAUAUCAGAUCCGGAGUCCACAGGUUCCCAGUUAAGAAUAGGUCUGGUCCGCUGUCUCCAAGGAGAAGGACAAACUCUGUGAGAAGACAUGAUGCAUUCCUCCAGCAUGACAUCAACGCUCAUGUCCUUGUCCCAUAGACUUUACCAAAAUAAGAGAAUGGGCUGGAGAUUUUCUUGUAAAGGACAAAUUAGUGAUUUAGGGUGCAUGAAUGUACUCUGCCAUCAAUGUGAUAUUUGUAUUGCUAUUUCUGUGUGUCCUAUAUGUUUGUUUUUUUCAUCUAAACUGCAAAAACGACAAAUCGGUGUGCUCAUUCUUAAUGCUUCAGGGAAAAGUCUGUUUCUUUCCAUGGUGACAUUAUGCUAAAGUACAAGACUAUGAAUAGC